GACGACGCGGGGCUUCUGUCCGCGCUCGCGGACGCGGUCGGCGUCUUCUACAACCACUCCGGCGACGCGGCGUGCUUCGAUAUCCGCGCCGGCGUGAACGAAGACUCGCGGCGCGACGGCGACGGGUGGGACUGGCAGUUCUGCACCGAGCAAUUCAUGCCGUCGUCGAGGGACGGCGAGCGGGACAUGUUCUGGAAACAGCCGUGGAACGAGUCCGAGCAGAUCGCGCGCUGCGAGAAGCGAUGGGGCGUGACCCCGAGAGUCGGGUGGGCGACCACGCAGUUCGGGGGACGGCGCCUGAGCGACGCGUCCAGGAUCGCGUGGUCCAACGGCGACCUCGACCCGUGGUCGCGUCUCGGCGUGAACGCGAACGUCUCCGACUCGUUGGUCGCGGUUCCCGUUCGCGGCGGCGCGCAUCACUUGGACUUCAUGUGGAGCCACCCUGACGACAUCGAGAGCGUGAAACGAGCGCGCGCGAUGGAGGGUAGGCUCAUCGCGGAGUGGAUCGACAUCGCGCGGCGCGAGGGCGGCGAGGCGAAGACGAAGACGAAGACGAGCGGAGAAGAAGAAGAAGAAGAAGAAGAAGAAGAAGAAGAGAGAUUGAUUUUUUUUUCACAGUAGGCGUAUGUAGUUCUGUUCUUGCACCGACCGCCGCGC
Micromonas pusilla CCMP1545 is the source of this 657-nucleotide messenger RNA. RefSeq lists its product as uncharacterized. Bases 157 to 621 code for a protein of 154 amino acids. The record is from RefSeq and is a predicted model, not a curated record. Gene Ontology annotation, biological process: proteolysis. Lineage: Eukaryota; Viridiplantae; Chlorophyta; Mamiellophyceae; Mamiellales; Mamiellaceae. Gene Ontology annotation, molecular function: serine-type exopeptidase activity; dipeptidyl-peptidase activity. The transcript is spliced from 2 exons.